ACAUGAUACCGCACUUUCCCUUCUCGCAUACUUCACUAAACUCUCCUCCGUCCGAUCAGGACCCCACAGUUCUCAUCAAACGCACCAAAUCACCGUUGAUAUCGUCACGGCUCAGACUCUCAGAUCCAGCUUCCGUUUCUGUCUUCAGUUGUUGUCAAAAUCCCCAAAUCUUUCAGCUAUUGAUCAUAGGGUUUCCGUCAAAACUAUUUCUUCAAUCUGCAGAUCUUAAAUUAAAUUUUCCCGCUAAUUUGGUUGUUAUUGAUAGAAAUCGUAAUGUCACAUAGUAAUGAUUCAGAGGAGGUAACUCUCCAAAAUGGAGAUCUCGCGAGUCAUGAUGUAGAAGAAAAAGAGGAUUCAAAUGGACAUAUCAGUCCCGAAAUUUCCAUUAAUCAGGAACCAGAACCAGAACCAGAACCAGAACCAGAGCCAGAACCAGAACCAGAACCAGCACCAACACCAGCACCAGAACCGGAGGCAGUGGCUGAGCAAAUUCGGCAUGCGGAAAGUAAAGAGGAUAUGUUCGUCGAUGCAACCGAUGAUAUGCAAGACAAUCAAUCUCUGGAAAUGGACAACGGGAGUACGCAAGAUGAUUCCCCUAUUGCCGAUAAAUACACUGUUACGGAGGACUACAAGGAUGAGACAGAGGGAUUUAGAAGGGAAGUUGCUAUUCUUCGGCAACAGCUCAGGGAUUUGACUAGCAAACAGACAUUGUCUGGUGAUAGUGACAAGGUUCAAGAAGAGAUAGUUGGUGAUGCUUCAUUGAGUGAAAUGAUGAGUGAGUGCUUCCAGCUUGUUAAAGUUUCUCUGGAAGAGCGAUUGCAGACGGAGACUAUGAUCAGGGACCUCCAACUACAGAUAGAAGCUUUUAAUGGGAAAGUUCAGAUGGAACAGAACAUUGAGGUUAUGGCAGACAGGAUGUUAGGUUCUCUUGGCAUGGUGAUUAAUCAAGAAGAGCUAUUGGAUUACUCUGUUAUGGGGAAGAUUGCUCAUGUUGAGAGAAAUACUUCUUUGUUAGUGGAACAGUAUAGGUGGUUUCUUUAUGAAGUUGAUCAACUUAGGCAGUGUUUAUUAGAGGGAGGGUUCAAUGUUGGGCUGCAAGAGGAGUUUGGGUACGGGUCAGUUUUUAGCGUUGCCCGUGAUGAGUUGCUGGAGCUCAAGAAAAGAGAAGAAGAGGUGCUGGAAAAAAUAAGCCACCUUGAAGAUAUGAAUGGGAAAUUGAUCGGUGAACUGGAGAAGGAAAAAGCAAUGGUGGAGACCACAAAUUCUGAGAUUGAAAAAGUAAAGGUGGAGCUUGAUCAGGAAAAGAAUAGGUGUGCUAAUACGAAAGAAAAGCUUAGCAUGGCUGUGACAAAAGGGAAGGCAUUGGUUCAGCAGCGGGAUUCACUAAGGCAGUCUCUGGCUGAGAAAACGAGCGAGCUUGAAAAAUGUUUGAUUGAGUUGCAAGAGAAGUCAAGUGUUGCUGAGACUGCUGAUCUUUGCAAGGUGGAGUUAGCCAGGAGCGAACACUUGGUUGCAUCAUUGCAGGAAACACUUUCAAAUAGGAACGUUCUUCUUGAAAGAUGUGAGGAAGUGUUUUCUGAGGCCAAUGUGCCUGAGGAACUUCAGUCAAUGGAUAUUUCUGAGAGAUUGAAAUGGCUUGUAAAUCUGGUUGCAUCCCUGCAGGAAACACUUUCUGAAAAGAACGCAAUUUUUGAAAAUUUUGAAGCAAUUUUUUCUCAGACUAGUGUCUUCAAGGAAAUAGAAUCAAUGGAUAUGAUGGAGAGAUUAAAAUGGCUUUUAAAUUUGGUUGCAUCACUGCAGGAAAUGCUUUCACAAAGGAACAGAAUUCUUGACAGCCUGGAAGAAAAUCUUUCCCAGGUCAAUGCACCUGUAGAAGUUAAUUCAAUGGAAACUCUUGAGAAAUUCAAAUGGAUUGUGGAGGAGAGAAAUGCACUUAAGGAUAAUUUGGUGGAAUUCCAUAAAUUUAAAGAUGCAUUGUCUUUAGUUGAUCUACCAGAAACUGCUUCGCCAUCUGAUUUGGAAACUCGAAUAGGUUGGCUUAAGGAAUCCAUUAAUCAGGCAAAAGGUGAAAUAAAUAUGUUGCAAGAUGAAAUUGUUAGAACAAAGGAAGCUGCAAAUAAUGAGAUUGACCGCUUAACUGCUGCACUUUUGGCGGAAUCACAAGAGAAGGAAUACAUUAAAAUGGAGAUGGAUGCCCUAGCAUGUAAACUUGAAGGUGUUGCCAAAGAAGCACAUCAAGCCUCCUCCGAGAAGGAUCAGAUGGUGAAGCUGUUGUUGGAGGGUUCCGGAAUAACAGAGAGUUAUUCUGAUGUGGCUGAACUUAUUGAGAGAUGUUUUGGGAAGUUAAAAGAACAAAGUGUUGCUUCUUUUGGUAUUUCUCCUGCUGAUGCUGAGGUGUUUGAAAGAAUUCAGAAUCUCUUGUAUGUCAGGGAUCAGGAAUUGACGCUCAGUGAAAAACUUCUAGAAGAAGAUAUGCUGGUGAGGUCAGAGGUGAGUAAUCUGUCCAAUGAGUUGAGAGUGGCAUCUGCAGAACUUGCUGCAUUGAAGGAGGAAAAAAACUCUCUGCAAAAAGAUCUUCAGCGAUCAGAAGAGAAAUCUACCUUGCUAAGGGAGAAGUUGUCCUUGGCAGUUAAAAAAGGCAAGGGAUUGGUUCAAGAUCGAGAAAACUUGAAACUUUCUCUGGAUGAAAAGAACUCAGAAAUUGAAAAGUUGAAGAUAGAACUACACAAACAAGAAUAUAUGGUUUCUGGGUAUAGGGAUCAGAUAAAUAGAUUGUCUACUGAUUUAGAACAAAUCCCAAAGUUAGAGGCUGAGCUUAUUGAUAUUAAAAAUCAAAGGGAUCAACUUGAGCAGUUCUUGUUGGAGAGCAACAACAUGUUACAGAGAGUAAUUGAAUCGGUUGACCAAAUUGUUCUUCCUGUUAAUUCAGUUUUUAAAGAGCCUGUAGAAAAGGUGAACUGGCUGGCAGGGUACAUGAAUGAAUGCCAGAAAUCUAAGAGCCAGGCAGAGGAAGAGUUGGAUAUAGUUAAGGAGAAUAGUACUAUCCUAGCUAGUAAAUUAGUUGAUGCACAACAAACCAUAAAGUCACUAGAAGAUGCAUUAUCAAUUGCAGAUAGCCGUAUUACUCAACUAAAGGAAGAGCAGAGGGAAAUAGAAGCUGCUAAGGAAAGUGCUGAACAGGACUUGCAGAAAUCAAAAGAUGAAGCUCAUGCUCAAACUAACAAGUUGGCAGAGGCUUGUGCAUCUAGACAGUCACUUGAAGAUGCACUUUCUCUGGCGGAAAACAAUAUUUCUCUGGUAAUCAAAGAGAGAGAAGAGGCUCAACUGAGCAAAGCUGCUACAGAGACUGAGCUAGAGAGAGUGAGAGAGGAAGUUGCUGUUCAAACUGGCAAGCUGACAGAGGCUUACAAAACUAUAAAGUCUCUUGAAGAUGCACUCUCUGUGGCAGAGGCCAAUAUGUCUUCGCUUACUGAACAAAAUAAUAAUCUCCAGGUCGGUGGAACCAAUUUGGAGUAUGAACUAAAGGAGCUGAAAGAAAAAGCUGAGUCACAGGCUAGUAAGCUGGCAGAUGCCUCUACAACUAUGAGAUAUCUGGAAGAUGCAUUAUCAAAGGCAGACAAUGAUAUUUCUGUGCUCAAAGGUGAAAAAAGAAUUGCCGAGCAGGAGAUUUCUACGCUUGAUUCUAAGUUGAAGGCAUGCAUGGAUGAAUUAGCCAUAACCAGUGGUAGCUUAGAAAACAGAUCUGCAGAGCUAAUCCAUCACUUUAGUGACCUUCAAAUGCAUAUGAGAAAUGAGAGUCUGUUACCCAUAGUCAGACAACACUUUGAGAAGGAAUUUGAGAACCUGAGGAACAUGGAUAUCAUUCUCAGGGACAUCAAGAAGCAUUUGGUUAACACAGGUUCAGAACUGUUGCCAGGUCACCCUAUCAUGGAGGAAGAUUUGCAUGCAAAACUUUUCCCUGAUGGCCUUGGCAAUAUUGGGAACAUAGAAAUGAUCAGUGACAAAGUGAAUGCGGCAGAUGUCAACAAUAUUUCGUUGUAUUUUAAGAAAACUGUUGAGGGGUUCCAGUCGCGAAAUGCAGUUCUCAUGGAUAAUUUUGAAGGUUUCUCUGCCUCUAUAGGCGAGUUUAUUGAAGCUCUGUUGGGAAAACUAAGGGCAACGGUGGAUGCCGUGACUAUUAUUUCUGAGCGCAUGGAGUCUAUGAAACAGAAAAUAAACAGUAUGGAAAUGCAUAAAGAGGAACAAGAGAAAACCAUUGCUGUGUUAGAAAAAGAUUGUAGGGUUUUACUAUCUGCUUGCAGUAAUGCCACAAGCAAACUGCAGUUUGAAGUUAAGAACAAUCUAUUGGAGCUGAGCUCUAUUCCCGAGCUUGAAAGGUUGAGUCGAAAUAUGAAUCUAGAAGCGACUGAACUUGAUUCUAAUGAUGUAGAGCAGCCGCAAAUUUUUGAGGACAACCAAUAUGAAAAGGUUGCUGAAAAUUUAUUACUGGUUACAGGAAAAGUUCAAACUCUAACUGAACUAUUUGAGAGCACAAGUAACGUGGCAGCUGCCACAAUUGAAGAUUUGCAGAAGAAAUUGACGGAAAGCAGAGCAGCUUAUGACAAAGCCGUAGAAGAAAGGGAUCUAAUUCAGAGUAGAGUUUCUGAGUUGGAAAUUGAUGUAGAAGCCUUGCAAAAUUCUUGCAGAGAACUGAAGCUCAAAGCAGCGGACUAUCAAGCCAUAGAGCAGAAGUUGAAGGAAAAAGAAGCAGAACUUUCGAAUUUACACAGUGAUUUGCUGAUGAAAGAACAAGUGGCAGAAGAAGCUCUCAUGUCGGCUUCUGAAUUGAAAACCCUUUUUGAUAAGAUAAGAAGUGUUGAAACCUCUUUUGCUAAGUUGGAAGUUGAGGAUGUCGAGCUUCAUAGUUCAGUUGACGUACAGAAACUGUUUUACAUCAUUGAUAGUGUACCUGAGUUGCAUCGUCAAAUAAAUGUGUUAUCUCAUGAAAAAGGCGAGCUACUAUCAACCGCGUCAAUGCAGCUUGUUGAAAUUGAACAUCUAAAAGAGGAAAAUGGAGCGCUCAUUACAAGUAAACAAGAAUCUGAAAAAAUGAAGAAAGAAAUGUCCGAGAUAACAUCAGUUUUGGAGAAAAUCAUUGAUACACUGGGAGGUAGUGAAAUUGUUGCGGACCAAAAAAUUGCUGGUGACCAAAAUUCUUUUGGUGUGCAGAGACUUUUGUCAGUAGUAGAAAAACAGAUUAUGGCCUUGCUUUGGGAAGUGAACAAUUCUAAAUCUCAAGUUCAGGAACUUGACACAAGGUUGCUUGGGAGCCAGAAGGUUAUAGAGGAAUUAUCAACGAAGCUUAAAUUGCUUGAAGAUUCAUUCCGAAGUAAAACAGUUCAGCCAGAGAUUGUCCAGGAAAGAAGCAUCUUCGAAGCACCUCCAUUGCCCAGUGGCUCAGAGAUAUCUGAAAUUGAAGACGUGGGUGGAGUUGGAAGCAAUGCAAUAUCUCCUGUUACAUCAGCUGCUCAAUUGCGUACUAUGCGGAAGGGAUCAACUGACCAUCUUGUUCUCAGUAUUGAUUCAGAAUCUAGUAGUCUGAUCAACAAUGCGGAAACUGACGAGGACAAAGGUCAUGUAUUCAAGUCUCUUAACACAUCAGGUCUCAUUCCCAAGCAAGGAAAGUCUCUUGCAGAUCGAAUUGAUGGAAUAUGGGUGUCAGGUGGUCGAGUUCUUAUGAGCCGUCCCAGAGCAAGGCUGGGCCUUAUUGCCUAUUGGCUUUUCUUGCAUUUAUGGCUAUUGGGAACGAUCUUGUAAACAAGUUUGAUCAUUAUCUCUCUGAAUCCUAUACUUGAAGCAGUUGUCGUCAGCAUUUUGCAACUUGUAUCAUAGAUAAUUUUUCCCCCUCUUUUUUCCCUCUCCAAAUAUGUUGUUUAUAUAAAUUCUUACUCCCCCAAUUUAUUCUCUGCAUUCAUAUUUUGGGAUUCGGAAAAUCCAAGCCUAUAUGCUUGUGGAAAAUAAUACACAUAUUCCUCCUUUUUAGUCUCCAACGGGAAGAUUGUGAUAGA
Molecule: messenger RNA, 6047 nt
Organism: Manihot esculenta (cassava)
Lineage: Eukaryota; Viridiplantae; Streptophyta; Magnoliopsida; Malpighiales; Euphorbiaceae
Product: nucleoprotein TPR
Exons: 8
Coding region: 274-5796 (1840 amino acids)
Source: RefSeq, a predicted model, not a curated record